AUGGAUGCCUCACAUAUCCUACUAGGUAGGCCCUGGGAGUUUGAUGCGAAUGCCAAGCACGAUGGACGGGCCAACAGCUAUGAAUUCCUUUGGAAUGGCAAGAAGAUAGCCUUAAUGCCGCUACCCCAACAGGACAAUUUAACUGGCCCAAAUACUCACACUGGUCGAUUAUUCCUUACCACCCUAGGAAAACCUUUUGAACAUGACGUGCAGUCCGCCGGGCUGGUCUUGGCUUUAGUUUCAAAAGGGACAGCCACAGGCGACCUUGCGGUUCCUGCGAAUGUGCGAUCGUUGUUGAAAGAAUUUAAAGAUGUGACCCCGGAAGAGUUACCUGAAGAACUCCCGCCAAUGCGAGACAUACAUCAUCGCAUUGACCUUAUCCCAGGAGCGAGCCUUCCUAAUUUGCCGUAUCACUAA
Messenger RNA from Morus notabilis, 417 nucleotides. RefSeq lists its product as uncharacterized. The record is from RefSeq and is a predicted model, not a curated record. NCBI's taxonomy places the organism in Eukaryota, Viridiplantae, Streptophyta, Magnoliopsida, Rosales, Moraceae. Bases 1 to 417 code for a protein of 138 amino acids. The transcript has a single exon.